Peniophora sp. CBMAI 1063 is the source of this 417-nucleotide messenger RNA. The record is from the annotation of a GenBank genome assembly. Lineage: Eukaryota; Fungi; Basidiomycota; Agaricomycetes; Russulales; Peniophoraceae.
AUGGCCAACUCCGACGUGUACGAGCGCUCGAAUGAUGCGAUACGCCGCGCUUUGAGGAAGGUGGCCGCGAUAGUGCGUAAAUCAACGCCUGGCGAGUACCAGAGUAUAAUGGAACAACGAGCGUCUCCUCACCUCGAACCCCUCCUCGACUAUUUCAGUCAGUGUGCUGAAGUGGAGAUCACUCUAGGCGUACAGUUGCAGAGACAAGAGCAACUCGCGCGGGACGACCCUCAAGUCAUGCGCCACUACCAUUCAGGCGCAGGAUACCUACAGUUGCGUUUCUUAGCGACGCAGGGCAUUAGGGUUCUACUUGCGGCGGUCACGGAGAACUACGUGAUAUUGGAAGGCAACUGCUUCUUGCCUGGCGGCUUCUAUGACGACUUCAACAUUCCUGAGCGAUACCCCACGUCGCCCUAA